This is a messenger RNA of Acanthochromis polyacanthus (spiny chromis), 2569 nucleotides long. Its product is annotated as nuclear GTPase SLIP-GC-like. Gene Ontology annotation, molecular function: GTPase activity. The annotation marks the transcript as partial. Lineage: Eukaryota; Metazoa; Chordata; Actinopteri; Pomacentridae. The record is from RefSeq and is a predicted model, not a curated record. The transcript is spliced from 19 exons.
UAUCUGCAGUGUAAACAGGAGCCUGAAGAAGCAGAUGUUUCAUUUCAGUUAUCGGCAUCAACAAGUUCUAAAGGAAAGAGAAAGUUGGAUCUUCAGGGUGAUUCCAGUGAAGGACAAUCACCCAGAAAACGACGUCACAAUGAAGCACCACCAGACAGAGAAGAAAUCAUACUGUCUGAUGUCAAAGGUAUAAUGAGAUCUGUCCUUAAGAAACUUCCUUACCAAGGCAACACAAAGCUGAAUGAGUUCCUGAGGAAGAAAAUCGACGGUUUGGAGACAGACAAGAGGGAAGUGAUCGGUGUUUUUGGUAGAACUGGGGCUGGAAAGAGCUCUUUGAUCAAUGCCAUCAUUGGAGAGAAGAAGCUGUUGCCUACUGGAGACGAUGGUGCCUGUACCUCUGUCAUGAUUAAAGUGGAGUCAAACCCUAACAACCCAAAAUAUGAAGCAGACAUUGAGUUCAUUACACCAGAGGAGUGGGAAGAUGAGGUUUGGUCAGUGAAGCAGUUUCAUGGAGAUAAUACAGAUCAGGAACAGAAAAAGGAUGACGAUGAAAAGCUGUCUGCACUGUAUGGAAAAGAGUGGAAAGACAAAUUCCCUGAAAACCCUGUAGACCCCAAAUACUUCGGAGAAAUUCCAGAAUUUCUCCAAUCCAAGAAGAAGACUCUGACGUUUAAAUCAGCUGAAGAUCUUUCUGCAAAAUUAAUCAGAUACACAAGAACUUCCUCAGAACAUGAACAAAGUAUUGAAAUAAAGAGGUGUUAUUGGCCACUGGUGAAGUGUGUGACCAUCAAGGUGCCACAUAAUGAUCUUCUCCAACACGUCACACUGGUGGACCUUCCUGGAAGUGGAGACCGGAACAAGAGCAGAGAUGAAAUGUGGAAAGGGAUUGUUAGAGAUUGUUCUACUGUGUGGAUUGUGGCUGAAAUUAAACGAGCAACAUCAGAUAAAGAACCCUGGGAGAUCCUGGAGAACACCUGCAGCCUCAUGGGAAAUGGACAGUGUCAGCGCAUUCACUUCAUCUGCACCAUGUCAGAUUUUAUUGGAGAUUCAGAUGAUGAUUCAAAAGAUGAUGUUCGUGAUCACAUCGUAGAAAGAAAUGAAGAAGUCAAGGAAGAAGUGAAAGAAGAAUUUGACAGUCUAAACCAGGUUAAGAAACAUGUCAGUGAUUUCCAAGUGUUCACAGUGAGCUCCAAAGAGUUCCUGAAAAAGAAACAUCUGGAUCCAGAGGACACCGAAAUACCCAAACUUCAGGAAUUUUUGAAACUUCUCAGUGACAAUCAACGUGAUACAUUAAACUAUGUGUCUGGAGCUUAUGGGAUCCUCUCAUUGAUGGAAGGGGCCAAGUCUAAAAAAGGGGCUGAAAAGAAAGCAGAUGUUUGUGAAGAACUUGAAAAGAAUCUAAAGCAUCAACUUGGUCGAGUCCAGAAAGCAGUGGAAGAUGCUCACAAGGCUUUUAAAACACGUCUUACUGAGGGGGUGGAAAGAUCUAAAAGUUCAUGUGAAAAAACCAUGAACUCCUUCUUAUAUCCUCCAAAGACGGGCAGUGUUUUUCACAGGACAUUGAACUCUGUAGUUCAGAAAGAUGGCGUCCACAAAACGAAAAAUGAACAACAAAUCAACCUGAACGCUACAUUAGCUUCAUGGCUGACAGACAGCAUCGAUGAGGAGUUCAGGAAGACCUUCCCAAAUGAAGAUAAUAGUGGAUCAUUCAACGGCGCCAUCAGGUCAUUUUCCCUGGUCACAAAGAGGCUAAUGAAGGAGAACCAAAUCCUGGAACUGCAGCUGAUGUUUCUCAAGACGGAGGAAGACAUAAUCAAGACAAAACUGAACAAAAUUAUCCGGGACCAUAAGAAAAAAAUCUACAGCAGCCUGACAGACACAAUCAAGGAAAACAUGCUGGACUGCUACAAAAAAGCAGCAGCAUUUAGUGGAAAGGACACACCGGCAAACAUGAGGAUGACUAUUGAACGACAUCUACGAGACUCAAAAGACACGAUGUUUGAGGAGGCUAAAGCUGCCAUGUUGAAGAAGAUGAAGGAUUUAAAGACUAGAAUCCUGGAGACACUGCAGACCUUGGAGAAAUCCAUUGAGAUUUCAAUGAAGACAGAUGACAGCUUCACUCCAGAUGUUGCAGCAGAACUUGAGGAGGUGAAGAAAUACUACAAGGAACUGAAACGCAGCUCAAAAGAAUUUCCACCUCCAGAUUUUCUUCCAUCAGUGGACAGAAACUCCAGAGGUCUGCUCUCCUACUGAACAUCUGAGGAUCAUCGAGUCAACACUGGACUUGGUCUGAGAUGUUUUUAUUCAGUUGGUUUCUACGUACUCUUUGAUGCUUUGGUUUGUUCUUUGACUGUUUAUUAGAGAUGUUUUGACGUUUUUCUUUUUAUACCUUUAAUUAAUCAUAGUAAUGAAAUGAAAGAGCCUGGUUGGAUCUGAACCAGUGAUGUUCUGGUUUUCAUCAUGCAGAUAUAAACCAUAAAACAUUUAGAUUUUAAGGAUUGAACUGUUUUUCUUUGCUUUCCAGUUGCAUGUUUUAGUUUUCUGAGUUUCUUGUGGGUUCAUUGGGAUG